Acyrthosiphon pisum (pea aphid) is the source of this 1777-nucleotide messenger RNA. Its product is annotated as actin. Lineage: Eukaryota; Metazoa; Arthropoda; Insecta; Hemiptera; Aphididae. The coding region runs from base 275 to 1405 and encodes 376 amino acids. The transcript has 5 exons. The record is from RefSeq and is a predicted model, not a curated record.
CGGCGCCGUAGCCGGGGCAGCGUACCACGGUCGGCGUGCACUGUGCACCACUCGUCCCCGUCCCAUCGGCUCCCGCCGUUACCGACCCCACCGAAUCGACGGCAAUGGAUUUGUCCGGCAGGAUGCACACCGGCCCCGGAACGUACGGCCACUUUACGAAAAACUUCCGUAACCGCUCGCCGCUGAAACGCGAAUUCGUUUACAACAGCUCCGCCAGCCAAAACGGUCGUCAAUUUCUUUUUCAAAGUUUAAAUAAAUUAAAAACUAAUUCAAUAUGUGUGACGAAGAAGUAGCCGCAUUGGUUGUAGACAAUGGAUCUGGUAUGUGCAAAGCCGGUUUUGCCGGAGAUGACGCACCCCGUGCUGUGUUCCCAUCCAUUGUUGGACGUCCCCGUCAUCAGGGAGUCAUGGUCGGUAUGGGACAAAAAGACAGCUAUGUAGGAGAUGAAGCCCAAUCCAAAAGAGGUAUCCUUACCUUGAAAUACCCCAUUGAACACGGUAUCGUUACCAACUGGGACGAUAUGGAAAAAAUUUGGCAUCACACAUUCUACAAUGAAUUGCGUGUAGCCCCAGAAGAACACCCAGUUUUACUAACAGAAGCUCCAUUGAACCCCAAGGCUAAUCGUGAAAAGAUGACACAAAUUAUGUUUGAGACAUUCAACACCCCUGCUAUGUAUGUUGCUAUCCAAGCUGUACUUUCAUUGUAUGCUUCUGGUCGUACCACUGGUAUCGUCUUGGAUUCUGGUGAUGGUGUAUCUCACACUGUCCCAAUCUAUGAAGGUUACGCUUUACCUCAUGCUAUCCUUCGUCUCGAUCUUGCUGGCCGUGAUCUCACUGACUACCUAAUGAAAAUCUUAACCGAACGUGGUUACAGUUUCACCACCACUGCUGAACGAGAAAUUGUUCGUGAUAUCAAGGAGAAAUUGUGCUAUGUGGCUUUGGACUUCGAACAAGAAAUGGCUACUGCUGCUUCUUCCAGCUCAUUGGAGAAAUCCUAUGAAUUGCCCGAUGGUCAAGUUAUCACAAUCGGAAAUGAAAGAUUCCGUUGCCCAGAAGCUCUAUUCCAACCUUCCUUCUUGGGAAUGGAGGCAUGCGGUAUCCACGAGACUACAUACAACUCCAUCAUGAAGUGUGAUGUAGAUAUCCGUAAGGACUUGUACGCCAACACUGUAUUGUCUGGAGGUACCACCAUGUACCCUGGUAUUGCCGACAGAAUGCAGAAAGAAAUUACUGCUUUGGCUCCAUCUACAAUGAAAAUCAAGAUAAUUGCUCCACCUGAGCGAAAAUACUCAGUAUGGAUUGGAGGAUCCAUCUUGGCUUCUCUGUCUACCUUCCAGCAGAUGUGGAUCUCCAAACAGGAGUACGACGAAUCAGGCCCAUCUAUUGUGCACAGAAAGUGCUUCUAAAUACUUUUAUAUUUAUUUUCCUAAAAAACUGUAUUUUUUAUUUGAAUUUUCCUGUAUUUUUUAUUUAAAUAAGAAUCAAAAUUAUAAAAAAAAAUCCGAUGCAUUAGGCCUACAUUCCAGUAAGUUAUUUACAGCUCAAAGCAUUCCUUUAUCAUAGCACGUCUGCUUUUGAUUUAUAAUUUUUUUUAUACUGACUGAAUGAAAAGAGAAUAUAAUUAAAUGUAUUUAUUUGAUAAUUAUUUACUUAUAUGGAAUUUUUUUUAGACAUUCCUAAAUAUCCAAAGUUGUCUUAUAGGCAAAAAUAUUAGGAUUAUAAUUUUAUUAAAUUCUCUCUAAAAAUAUUUGAAAAAUAAAUGUUUGUAAUUUAUUAUA